Molecule: messenger RNA, 4535 nt
Organism: Cuscuta epithymum
Lineage: Eukaryota; Viridiplantae; Streptophyta; Magnoliopsida; Solanales; Convolvulaceae
Source: the annotation of a GenBank genome assembly
CAACUGCCUCCUAUCCUAUCUUAGUCUAAAACCUGUCAUCUUCCUCUUCUCUUCUUCUCGUUUCUUUAGUUCUGAAACGUGUAGAAUUAUUUUGUCAAACUUCUCCACCAGACAUGCUUCUCUUUUAGUUCCUUCAUCUCAAACGUGUGAGAAUAGAUUAUUACUAAUACAUCAAAGAUGAAAAAACUUAGAAGUCGAACAAGUGGAGAAAUUGCACAAAAGAACUCUAACAAGUUUCUAGCUUUUCUUGGUUGUACUUAUUCUAAUGGUCCCGGUUCUACCCAAAAUUUACUUUGGCGGUGUUCAGAAAACCAUUGACGCGUCUAGUGAAAUUCACGGUAAGCCGGAUAAGCAAAAAUUGGAUCCGCCACACAGGUCUCGCCGGUUUUUGGGGAAAUUGUUCACCUCUGACGGCUUCGACUGGUAGCGGUUGCAUAAGAUCUACCAGCUGCGGAGAAGCUGUGCCACGGGGUAACAUAAUUAACCGGAGCUUCAAAGUCAACUGCAGCAACUCACCAAAUCCACUGACGGAGAAAAGGUGUUUCGACCUAUGCGCGGGGUGCCUAGGAGCCUUGCUCUGAGAAUAACCUCCUACUCUGAGAGUGGCUAUGGCAGGAAUUGAAGCGAAAUUUUGGUUCGUAUUUCAGAAACGUUAAAGCUGCUUUGUGACCUACUAAUGGAGUUAAAUGGAUUUAUUAAGCUUUUGCAGCAAUUCGUGGGUAUGUAUUGAUUUGGUUUGAAGCUUUAAAGGAAAGGAUAAUGGAUGGUUAAUAUUAAGAUGGACUGUCCGUUUAAGGAAAUGUUAGUGGGUGGCUAAAUGUAGCUCAAAUAAGUUAUUUAUGUGUUUAUUUGAUCCACUUAAAAGAUUAGUGUCCAAUUUGAACUUCUCAAAUAACCUUAAUGUCUUAUUUGAGACUUCACCCAAUAACAAUAAUAACAAUAACAAUAAUAACAAUAACAAUAAUAAUAACAAUAACAACAACAACAACAACAACAACAAUAAUAAUAAUAAUAAGGGAAAAUUGUUAUUAACCCACUGAGGUUAUGGCAUUAUUACUAAUGCAACCUUGCAUUUUCGAAAAUCAAUUACUUAACCCCUGAGUUUUUAUUAUUCUCACUGUUUGCUCCCUCACAUUAAUAUUUGUUAAAUUAAAUUCAAUACAACUCUUAAAUUUAAUGAAAGUUGUCUAUAAAAUUAAAUUUAAAGUAAAAUAAAAUUUAAUAUCAUAAUUAUAAGUCAUUGUUGUUGAUCGUGAUUUUUUUUACUUAUCAACUCGAUCAUGUAUAUACUAUCUAUAUUUUAGGUCUUAGAUGGAUUGACAGCUUACAAUUAUUUCCACCCAAUAUCGAACAUUUUUUUAGGUUCGUUAUUAGUACUAGACCAAUCUUUUAGGUCAUGGAUUGAUAAAAUUCCUUUUUUCUUGGUAUUUCUUCUUUGCUACACACGAAAAAAAUGUCAUUGAAAUAAAUUUAGCCGAAUGAAUUACAAUUUACAAACAAGACUUUUAUAUUCAUGAUGAAGAGGUGUCAAGAAUUUUGAUCACAAUAUUUCAAACAACUUUCUUUGAUAUAUCUCAUGAAAAUUAUGUAGCUCGUGAGUCAUCUAACUUAACUACUUUCAUUAAUAUUUAUUCCACGAACGAGUAGCUAAGUAAAAAAUAACGAUCAAGAACAAUGAUUUAUAAUAAUGAUAAAUAAAAUUGUAUUAAAUUUAAUUUAACAAAUAUUAACAUAAGGGAGCAUAUAGUGAGAAUGAUCAAAGCUAAGGGGGUUAAUAGUAAUUUUCCCUAAUAAUAAUAAUAACAACAACGUUCACUACAAAAAAAAAAGGCGGGAUUGGCACGGAAUUUGGCACGGACUUAUCAAUUUUUCGUGCCAAAUAGCUUGUGCCAAAGUGUUUUUGGCACGGAUUUGGCGUAUCCCUGCCAAAAUCCGUGCCAAAUCCGUGCCAAAAUCUUUGCCAAUCCCGUGUUUUUUUUUGUAGUGGUUAGAUCCUCGGUAUGUGAUCUAUCGACAUUGUCGGGCUGAACCCGUCAAAAACGGUUUGGGUCAUCUUCCUUGGUGCUCUAAUAGCAAUCGUUCAAUAAUCUUAAUUUGGGUAGUUUGUUUAUUAUCUUAAUUAGGGUUUGUACAAGGAAGUUUUAGCUAAUAGACAAACAAUCAUUGUAACAACUUUAAACAAACACAUGGUUGUGAGAUAGGCUUGCUAUAUAAAACAACCUAAUUCUGAUGAGGUUUGUAGCUAGGGAGUGGGUUGGGUCAGUGAAGUAGUGACUCUACACAGCAGGCAAGGGGGAUGAAUACUUUGCUAGCUGUCCAAAUAAUGAGGGCAAAUUAAAAGAAGAUGGAAGCAUAGCAUGCAAAUGUUGUUGAGCAGCCUAGGUUCUACAUUUGGAAUUAUACAAAAAAUCACUUUGAGUAUAAACUAUAAAGUCAUCUUAAUUAUACAGGUAGAAUCUGAAGAUAUAAACCAAUAUUUAAGGUCAGCUUAAGUCUUCCCAUAUUCUCCAAGUAUAAAGAUAUAAUUCAAGAAUCCCACAUUGUCCUAACUUUAGAUCUAUUGGCUUAGAAAACAGCACAAAGAAGAGCCAGGCGAAAAAAAAUACUAUAGAGCCCGUUUGGUAACACUAAAAUCGGCUGAUUCGGCUGAAAUUUAUGAAGUGUUGGCGGAAGUGGCAACAUUGGCUGAUUCUGCUGAUUUAAGAAACAAUUAUUUUCAAAAUGUAUUUUAUUAAUAAAAUAAAGAAAAAAAUUAUAUGUAAAAAUAGCUAAAAUGGUCAUCUACAGUAAUUUCAGCCAAUACAGCCACAAAAGUAACGCCAACCUUACUUUUUCUUAUUAUUACACAAUUCAGCGCACGAAAAUAAAAGUUACGUGUUUGGUGAAAAAGUUGGCUGAUAAGCCCAAUAAGCCGAAAAACAAUGUUACCAAACGGCUUCAAUUCAUAGUUAUAACAAAUCAUGUUUUACAUGAGUAAGCUCCAUAGAAUCCAAUACUCAAGAUAAUUAACAAGAUCCAAUUUUUUUUUAUUCUUCUUAAACGCUAAUACAUACUCCGUAGUUCAUAAAAGGAGUGAUUUCCUCUCCAGAGGCCCGAGUCGUUUGAAACGCUAAUUCUCUCAUUCCUCAUUUCCUCCAUGCACUAAAUAGAGUAGCAUUUAAACACUAAUGUGAAAUUAAGAUAAUGUCUAUGGGCUUGAAUGUUAAGAUAUGAGAGGUCGCCCAAGGACGUAUGUAUACUCGUCGUUGAGGCUAACUAGGAUCUAAUUUCCUGUUAUAGUUUAAUUGGCUUGAAAUCUAUCAAGAUUUGAAGUUGCAUUAUGAAAAGUUAACUAGCUCAGUUGAAUUACAUGUUAUUUUGUACUAUGAUAUAUGAUGAGUUAAUAGAAAGGACAUGCAUACAAGAGGUUUGCUGUUAAUAAACACGACAGCCUCUACUCUUCCUUGUUUUGGCAAAAAAACAAUAAACCCAGCUGUCACUUUUUGUGAUUCACAAUCACACAUUUCACAACCAAAAAAUAAAGAAUGCGUCAAGACAAAAAAAAGAGAGUUGUAAGAUUUUCAGCACUGAUUCUCUCUUUGUUCUUUUCUCACCCACUUGCAUUGCUGGAACCAACUUCUGCUACUACAUACAAAUACACCAUACACACUCCCAUAGUGAGCUUUCCUCACUCCUUCAGGAACCAAAAAGAGCCCUUUUCAGUUCUACUUACUAAGCUAUUUUGGUUAGAGAUGGAUUAUGACAGUGGCUGUGAGUCUGGAUGGACUAUGUAUUUGGAGAACUCUCUCAUUCCUCCAUGCACUACAUAUUCUCAUGGUAAUGAGUUUUUACAUAAAAGUAUGAUAAAUAAACAUGAAGAAGAGGAAGAGGAUUUGUCUAUGGUUUCAGAUGCAUCUUCUGGACCUCCACAAGCAUUUGGAGAGGAGGAGUUUGGUUUGUGUUAUGACAAUUCUCCUAUUGAUGCUGCACUAUUGUUGCCUGCUAAGGUGGAUGCCAAAAGCCAUAAGAAGAAACCAAACAGGCGUGAGAAGCUAAAGGAAAAGGCUUCUUCUGCUCUUGAUGAUACAGCCAGUUCUCCCAUCUUCACCUCCACUCAUAAUAACUUCAGCCAGAAAAACAAUCACAGCUCAGGAGAGAAUGUUGUAGUACCAGGUUUUUCACAUGGCUACUCAACUACUCAAUUUCAUGGGCAGUCUACACAUCAUCAAGAGCACUCUGAGCUCUUUCAAUUGCAACCAAACCAGUGGUUUGAAAAGAGAUGGGGAUAUUAGGACAUCAUUUUUUGCUUUUGAUGUUGGCAGCAGCUUAGUAUAAUGUUUAGUUCUGGAAAAAUAACAGAGAAAUGUUGCUCUUGAUUCUAUUCUUUUCUUAUUCUUUUAGCUAUCAAUGCACUGGGGUAAACAACCCAAGCCUAAAAGGAAAAAAGAUCCCAUCUUGUUUCUUAGAAUUGCAAUUGUUUCAUUUAACUAGUUAACUACUAUGCCAGCGCAAAGCAUUUUUACAAAGAAGUAAAGAAGGUAAUUAACUGAUGUUGG